Molecule: messenger RNA, 4337 nt
Organism: Dicrocoelium dendriticum
Lineage: Eukaryota; Metazoa; Platyhelminthes; Trematoda; Plagiorchiida; Dicrocoeliidae
Source: the annotation of a GenBank genome assembly
AUUCUGGUACACUUUUGUAACUGGAGUUCGCGGUACGAUACAUGGUAUCCAAAGACUUCGGAUUCUUUACGCACUUUGAAGUUAGUUUCCAAUGCCAGUCCCUCAAAGAUGAAAAUGACGCAAAACGGUCACUCUCCAAAAUCACUUAAGGCCCCACCGGUUGCGAGUUCUCCAUUCACUUCCUUUCUCGUUGGGUCUUACGUAAUGGCUAGCUGGCGCAAUCAGUUUGAGUACCUGGCUGAAGUACUUGCCCAUCGCCAUCGCCAAGGCGAUAAAUCCGAAUACCGUUUGAGAUAUGUGUGGGACAACGUAGUCGAGUGGACCCCCGUUAGUCGUCUUCGCAAGGCGACCCAAUUUGAAAUUGACUACGUCUUGAAAUUUUGUAGAGAACACGGUGGAGAAGGUUCCGGUAAACCUCUCUCUGAGGUUUCACCAAAGUCUACUGAUAAGUCGGUGCGGUCCUCUUCUGUUUCUGCUUCUUCUCCUAUGACCUCGGCCCCACCAACGUUUUCCACCCGGUCUCAAACGAAAAAGCUUUCCCUUGAGCCGAACAGUUGUCUAACCAAGACAGCACAUUCCACAAAUCAGUCAGGCACGCCCUCAGCCACCGCCAGUUCGGAACCCAAAACCAAUCCACUAUCACUAGUCUCGGAUGGAGUUCAGCAAGAUGGUAUGGUCUAUGAUAAGGCGGUACUUCAGUUUCACGAGGCAUGCCGGAGAAGACGCGAGCUAAAAAGACAAGCCAUCGAAGAGGAUAAACCUUCCACUACUGAUUCCAUAGUCUCUACUCUCGGCGAGACUCCGGUUGCUUGUGCACCCAAAACCAAUAGUACCAACUCUCCACCCCAUAUUCCUCCAGAGAGUAAGGAAGAGGUCAUCCAGAGUUUUGCACCUCUCCCGAAAGCUGCGAAACUUUCUCCUACGGAUGAUACCGAUUCCUCGCAUCAUAGUUCUCCGAGACUUCCGUCAGCAUCGGAACUGGAGAACUCAGUCGAUCCGCAUAAUGACAUCGAUGUUCGAGAAUCGAAAAUCAACACUUGCCGAACCAGUGCAAACUCCCCGAAAGCAGCCACCUCACUAGCCCCAGUGGCUUCUCCCUCAAAAAAUACCUUAAAAACCCGGGCGUCACCCAAUGUUCAGUUGGAAUCUACAACUAAAUCUUCAUCAUCCACCCAAGUCGCUAAGCGACCAGCCGUAGAAUGGAACACGUUGCCUUCUACUCCCGUCAUUUAUCAAUGUCCUCACUGCCCCCGUAAACUGAGGCACUCAAAGUUACUGGCCGCUCAUAUUGCCAACUAUCACAAAAGCGCGCAAGAUGCUUCCAAACCCUCACCGAGUGGGCCUGCGCUUACCAGAGCCGAUAAACAAGCUUCCACCACUGCCGAGUGCACUCGGUCCACUUCACUCACGACUUCCAUCAAACCGGAGUCAACGAAUUCCUCGACUUCAAGAACCUCUUUAGACAACCGCACACCAAUUAAAUUGGCCCGCCUACUCGCUUGUUAUCCCUGUGACACGCGUUCUGCCGUGUCGGAUACUCAAUCUGGCCUAGUGCAGUGUCAGAGUUGUCUAAACUGGAUGCACCAAAAGUGCUACCGAACACAGUCCUCUUUUGGCGUCGAUGUGAAACCGAUUGCAGAUUCCGAACGCAAUUUCUUUUGCGAUGGCUGCAUGCUGACCACUCGCCCCGCGCGUCGUUCCCGUGCAGGCGAGCUCCACCUGAAGUCUCUAUGUAAUGCAGAAGUGUCUCGGGACAAAUCACCAACUCAGCGUACUGCACACGAACUGGUAUCUGACACAAUGAAUCUUCUCAAUUGGUGCUAUCAUUUGCGACCACUAGUUUCAACUGGCUGGAAUAUCUUGAGCGGCACUAAGUUGCCCUCUCCGUCUCCUUCUAAUCCCAGCCACCAGAUGGCCCAUCCGGAACUAACCCCCAUACCGAAACCGCAUGUCAGGGUCAAUUCGACUACCGUUGUGAAGUCAAAACUGCCCUCUGAAACUCAGGAUCGUCCGACAAACAAUGAACAAGUAAACAGAUUCUACAUGGAGCUGAGGGCUAGUAUGACUGAUCCAGACUCUGAACAUCACCCUUCUCGUCUCUCUUUGACGAAAGAACUGCCCGAUGAGCCUCCCACGACAGAUUCUGAAAUCCCUUCUAUCUGUUGGUCUCUGUGUGAGGAGUCAGUUGGAGUCGAUGCCUCUACCGUGGACGCCAACAUAAGCAAUCAAGUCCUAAGCGGGUUUUUGCAGGACUUAGGACCCAAUGUCAUCUCCGACCUGGUGGACUUGGGGUCAGAUGCAAUUGCCGGCGAUGUAGAAGGCCCAGAGGUGGAUUGCUUUCUCCGUCGUCAUGGUCCCGAUACAUCCGUUUCUCAGCCAUCAGGUUGUCCGCAAGAUACUACGCCCUGCACGUCUGUACCGGAUACUCCCACGAAAGGUCUCGGUCCUCUGCUUUCUUCCCCAGGCGGUGUAGCAACUCUUCUACAAGCCGCUAUUUCCAACACCCUCCCUAUUUCUAAUCGACUGGAUUUUAUCCCCCCACACUUUGGAGUGGACACCAUAGCGAACAUCCCCGACGACCAUGCUGACACAAAAAAUGUUCACGCUGUUGCUCCAACCACGGUCUCCACUCCUUCCUGCAGUCUCGCAGUUGAUCAACCCAACGACUGGAGACUCUAUAGCAAAUUCAUGAACCACUGAUAAUCUCAGUUCUCUUGCAACUGGGGGUGACAACUGUCCAGCAGGUCCCAACCAACACGAGCAUCGGUUCGCCUUAAUCUACUCUGGACCCCGUCAUACGAAUGGCGUCUACAUAUCACUGUCUCUUUAGCUUACUCACCGGUGUUUGACUGCUGCCUCGCAUCCGCACUGCUGCUGCUGCUGCUGCUGCAGUGUCAACGCAUGGUGUAACGUCCAGUGCUCCGGACGCGCGUACACUCGGUAGUGUCAGUGUCACUUACCAAAGCUUGUCGCUGCACCCUCCGCCAACUGAGUAUCCUGUCAGUAAUCCUAUCGCGUCCAUCCCAUCCAUCCCCACAACCUCGUCUGGGCAUUCGCUAUUGGACGCAGCCGCCACGACAUCUAUGUAUCCUGAUGCAACUAUGGUCGUCAGCAAUUCACCGUGCCUUCACGCAUCUUCAGAAGCUACCGUUGCAGGUGCACGCGUUACUGCUGUCUCAGAACACUUGUCUACCAACACCUCGACUUGCCUCGGUUCCACCGAUGCGGAUUGGCUCUCAGGCGGUAUACCGAACGCCAAAUCUCCCCGACUCUUCAUGUUGCCACCUUUCACGUCCACCGAUACAUCAUCGCACGUGCCUGGCAGAUCUCUUCCCUCUAACUCCUCCGUUCUUGAAGAUGCUCUCGGCUCAGUGAACCCCUUCAGCCUAGACAUGGUCAGUGACACACUCACGCCAGACGAAGUGUCUGUUGUAAACGCAAAUCUAAAUCAACUGGACCAAUUUGUUUUACUCCCGCUUGAAAGAGCCCUGACAGUUAUGGAAUCGCACCUGGACUUUAUCACUAAGCAGGUUGAUGUUCUCGAGCAAGACCAGGAGCGUUCAGGUACUUUGGCAAGGAUGUCUACCGAACACAGUGAACUUACUGAGGACACAGCACUUGAACCAGAUUCGUUCCUUUUGUCCUCUAGUUCCAACUCUCCAUUCGGAUCCUCCUCCUCGUUUUCUCUCAGCCCUUACGGAAUGCGUCCGGAUGAAGUCCCAGUGUCUUCCGAGCUCCCAUCUUCGACUAACCCACUAGAUCCUCCUUCGUCUCAACUUGUGUGUGACUCCACAUCAAGUCGCUCACAUGCGGCUAAACAAGCCGCCAGACAGCUGUACCGCCUCACUAUGUUUAGACGGUUUCAACGUGAAGCGCACCUUAAAUCCCGAUCCAUUCGUCAUGAUGUACCCCCACAUAAAGGCCUCAACUUUUCUCGACAAUCACCCACAUCCGCUCGCCUCUUGAACGAUCGUCUUUGACUGAGUGGCUUACCUUUUUGGACUAAUAUUGACACCCACCCCCUCAUCACCGGUGCAUUGGUUAGUCACAUUGCAAGAGACACCCCUCGGAGAUUAUCCAUGGUGUUUUCGCUUACUGUUUGUCUGUCAGUCACAGGAAAUGUCUCCUUAUUGUGUAUCUUGCUCUCACAUUUAUGCGCCUCCACACCUUAUCCCACUCUGUACAUAUGCCCUCUAUGUGUUCAAUUAUUUUCAGUACCCUCCCAUACCAGCUCCGUCCCAUUCAGCUCUCUUUGUGUCAUCUUUUGUUCAUGCUUUGGUUAUCCGGAAAUUGUAUAUUUGUCUGACUUAUCUCUACAGAUAAUCGGACCAGACAGU